Messenger RNA from Sclerotinia trifoliorum, 2200 nucleotides. Lineage: Eukaryota; Fungi; Ascomycota; Leotiomycetes; Helotiales; Sclerotiniaceae. The record is from the annotation of a GenBank genome assembly.
AUGAAGGAUGAAAUCAUGAAUUGAAUUUCCUGUAUGUCUCUACACUUUCAAUACUUGAAUUGCCAUAAUAUAUGUGAUGGCACGACAUGUCAAAUGGCGAAAUGUAUUUAAUGCCGAAGUUUUCAAUCUCAAGUUGAAGGUUGCUGAAUCGAGAGUUCAUCCACACCAAGAAACGAAUGCCUUCAUAUCAGAACCAAAAUUGACCCCGCUGAAUGAUAGCAACAAGAUCCAUUUGGCUUCUCACCAACCAGGUAUUGAAUUCUGUUCUUGAUUAUGUUUAUAAAUGCUAAUAGUACAAGAGAAUGACCCUAAGAAAUUCCUGCCUCGAACAUCACGAACCGUCGCUGUAAAAGAUAAUAUAGCAACCGCUUCAGAGUCAACCACAUGCGCAUCUCGCAUUCUUAAGCGGUACAAGAGUCCUUUUGACGCUUCUGUGGUAAAAGAUGUCAAAUUGGGCGGUGGAUAUGUUGCGGGGAAGACAAAUAUGGAUGAAUUUGGAAUGGGUUCGCAUUCGUUAAAUUCAUAUUUCGGUGCCGUACGUCACUAUAAGCCUUUCCGACUAAGGUCCGUUGGGGGGAGCUCUGGGGGUAGUGCAAUGGCUGUGGCAACAAGCACGACUAAUAUCGCACUCGGCACAGAUACUGGUGGAUCAGUUAGGUUGCCGGCUGCUUAUACAGGAAUUGCAGGGUUUAAGCCUUCGUAUGGCAUUGUAUCUCGCUUUGGCGUGUUGCCUUACGCAAAUUCACUUGAUACCGUGGGUUUCAUAGCACGAAGUGCAAACCGAAUACAGAAUUUCUUUGACAGGGUGAGCAAUUUUGAUCACCGAGAUCCUACGAGUCUCAGGUCCGCUAGUCGAGCCCGGAUCAAGGAACAGCGAAUGGAAUUCUUUAAAAAGACAAAAGCCUCUGCUACGCAUGAUCCAUUUUAUCUUCGAGAGCUGAGAAUUGGGGUGCCGAUAGAAUACAAUAUUUCAGAAUUGGACUUGGAAGUUUCAUGGGCGUGGCAACGAAUUUUAGAACUCCUUCAGCGUCAAGGAUGUACGAUUGUUCCAAUAUCACUUCCUAACACAAAGCAUGCUCUAUCGGCAUAUUACGUCCUUGCAGCAGCCGAAGCAUCUUCCAAUCUUGCAAAAUACGAUGGAGUAAGGUAUGGCACUCGAGGAAAGUCAAGUGAUGCGGUUGGAGAUGUCCUCUAUUCUGAGACUAGGGGCGCUGGAUUUGGAGACGAAGUGAAAAGGCGAAUUCUUCUUGGGUCCUAUUCACUGAGCUCCGAGGCUUUUGACAACUACUUUAUCAAGGCACAAAAGGUUCGACGGCUGGUACAAAGAGAUUUUGAUCGUGUCUUUUCCAUGCCAAACUAUCUACACCCAGAAGAGCAGUUCGAUCUUAGUGAUAUGGAAGAAGGCAUUCCCCUCGAGGACAAAUUGGGCCCUGCAGAAGUGGAUAUUAUUCUUUGCCCAACAGCUCCUACUCUUUCACCAAUCGUGCAAGACAUUACUGAGCGCCAAACACCGGUCGAUGCUUACAUGAAUGAUAUAUUUACUGUGCCUGCUAGCCUUGCUGGCAUACCUUCCAUAAGCAUACCAUGUAAACUACCAUUUAAGUUUUCCAAGAAGACUGUGCCUUCAACUGUUGGCAUACAAAUUAUGGGUCAGCACUCAGAUGAUGGCCGCACCUUACAGAUUGCGUCCAUGAUAGAAAUGGUGUGGGCGUCUCAAGUAUACGACGGGUGGAACAAAGAAUUCCACAAGUGGCAGCAAAAGAGCUUGGAAGAUUCGAAUGCAGAGAUAGAAGCCUUAUCGACAGAGCUCAGGAAUUUAGUGGUGGACAAGGCAAACCUGGAGGGAACGGAGUCGUUCAAGAUUGAUGCCGCUUCCGAUGAGGUGCUCAUGCUCAAGCAAAAGCGCAUCGAGAAGAGAAUUCAACGGCGGUCAAAAUUAAUGCAAUAUCAAAGGCAAGUGUGUGAAGAAGACAUGGAUAAAUGGGAAGAAUUAAGGUUUGCUGAGAAGAGAUCGACUCAAACAGCAAAUAAGGCAUAAUUAUUAUUGUCACCUUCAUUUGCCUGCUACUAUGCUGAGGUCUUUAUGGGGAAAAGCCAUAAAAACGUGUGGUGUAGUUUAAGGUCAUGGUCAGCCGAAUCUGUUUCCUGAUAAUGUUUAUGUCGUCAGUUCCUACUCGGUUAUUGAUGCGGCGGUUGUGAU